Messenger RNA from Fomitiporia mediterranea MF3/22, 4740 nucleotides. Its product is annotated as multidrug resistance-associated ABC transporter. Gene Ontology annotation, molecular function: ABC-type peptide transporter activity; ATP binding; ATP hydrolysis activity. Gene Ontology annotation, biological process: transmembrane transport. Lineage: Eukaryota; Fungi; Basidiomycota; Agaricomycetes; Hymenochaetales; Hymenochaetaceae. The record is from RefSeq and is a predicted model, not a curated record. Gene Ontology annotation, cellular component: fungal-type vacuole membrane; fungal-type vacuole. The transcript has 37 exons. Bases 1 to 4740 code for a protein of 1579 amino acids.
AUGUUCGCUCUACAUCUUGAGGUUGGCAUCGCACUCUGCUGUUGCGCUGUGAUAAGCACGAUUACAUUUUUGCUGCAAACUCGUCCAAAAGAAGGGCAGAUUCAACUACUAUCGGAUGAUGACGACGAUGUACUUGGCGGCAGUGUGGAGACCACCGAUCCAUUUCAUGUUACGGGUCCGGAGGAGGUGAUUGACGGCUAUCCCGUGGAUGAGAAGCGCUUUUGGGCCAAGAUCCGAUUGCGAAAACUUGCGCUGUCAUGGACUGCGGCAGCUUUGUUGGCUGUACAGACUGGCGUAUUUGUAUGGUCCCUUACUACCCACAAAAACAGUAGAGACGUGGCAUCGGGUGCCCUCCAUGUUGCAUUUUCAGUGCAUACAUUUAUUUUGACGGUCGCAAGCAUCAAGCUUUCCGACCAGUAUUGGCAUCGUCGCAUCACUGUUCAUCUUGCCCUUCUCUCCACAACGGCUUUCGUGCUGUUCAUGACGGCAACAAUAUUACUUCCUCAACUUGCUUGGGAACGGCCUCGACGAAUCGGAUGGUAUAUCGCACUCACACUCUGGCUGAUAAUGUUUUGGCUGUCUGUGCGUAUGAAACGUGGCCCUGCAAUGCACUUCUCGCCUGAACUCGUUUAUCCAAACAAGAUUAUCAAACAUGCUGACGAGCCUGGGGAGGUUAUGGACAAAAACGUUUGCGAUGAUGUGAAUUCAUCGUCGUGGGAAGCUAUUCUCUUUUCAUACACGACCCGGAUUGUCAAGCUUGGUUACUUGUCUCAGAACCUGGAAAUUGGGGACCUCCCACUCUUGUCAGCAGACAUGCGUGCUGCUACAAUUUUUGCACAAAUGAAGGCUGUCUGCCGUCGUUAUCGCAUUCGGACGGCUCGUCCAGGAUCCGGCUGGCAGCUAGCGUAUCAGUUAUUACGAGCCAAUACAAGAAAGCUCUCGUACUUGAUCUCACUGAUACUCGUCGUAUCGGUUCUGUUUUACGGGCCCAUGUUCUUCCUUGAACGUCUUGUUGCCUAUUUGGAAACCGACACUUCGCGUCAAGAUCCCCAGCAGGGUUGGGUUUAUUGUGCUGGUCUGUUCGCAUCGAGUGUUUUAUUGGCCUUGGUGACCGAAAGACUGUGGUCAUUAGCGUUGACGGACCUUCAGAUAAAAAUCCGUAUCCAAUUGAACUCUCUGCUCUUCGCGAAAACCCUUCGCCGUAAAGAUGUUGUGUCCACGGGAAUAGGUUUGGACAAGGAGUUAGAUGCGAGUUUUAAACGCAACACGUCUGGCGCAGGAGAAGAGUUUUCCAGCAAGGUACAAAUUAUGAACCUCAUGACUAUUGACGUUGACCGGGUUGCGGAGUUCGUGUGGCACUUCUAUACAUUAAUUGAUGGGCCGAUUGAAAUCGCAGUCGGGACGGCAUUCCUUUAUCAGCUCAUGGGCGUUUCUUGUUUCUUCGGGUUGGCAGUCACCUGCUUAUUCUUACCAAUGAAUAAUUAUACGGGAAAAUUCGUCGUACGCAUUCAGGAGAAUCUGAUGAGAACGCGUGAUGAACGGGUCUCACUGAUGAAUGAAGCACUCGGAGCAAUUAGGAUGCUGAAGUUCAUGGCUUGGGAACGUAGCUUUGAAGCUCGGAUACUGAAAAUACGCGAACGCGAGUUGAAGUAUCAGCAGCUAAACUACAUUCUUCAGAUGAUAUUCGUCAGUAUAUGGAACUUGUCGCCUUUAUUAGUGACUCUCGUGUCAUUCUGGCACUUCGCUGUCGUGCGACAACAACCGCUUACUCCGUCUGUUGCUUUCACUUCGAUUGCUAUUUUCUCCAAGCUUAAAUUUGCCCUAAAUGCAAUACCUGGAACUAUGGUCAAAACAUUACAAAGCUUCGUUUCCAUCCGACGCAUCGAGGAAUACUUGAGCUCUUCAGAAGUGGGUCACGUUGAUCCCCUUGAUGGUCUACAAUGCCCUAUAGCGUUCCGAUCGGCAAUAGUCACCUGGCCUCAAGAAAGAGUAGACCAGUCAAGCGCAGCACUAUCAGCAUUCAGUACACCUCGCCGAAUAUUUACACUCAUAGACAUAACGCUGGACUUUCCCGUCGGUGAGAUGUCGCUCAUCUGUGGCAAACUGGGCUCCGGAAAGACACUUCUUCUGCAAGCCCUUUUGGGUGAGGCGGAUGUUCUUGUGGGAAGAGUCAGCUGUCCUCGAUCGCCUCCGAAUACGAUAGGCUCAUUUUCUGGCAUCAUCCCUCCUCCAGAAAAUUGGAUAGUCAAUGGGACUUGUGCAUAUGUAUCGCAGACAACUUGGCUACAAAACGCGACUAUCAGAGAAAACAUACUUUUCAAUCUUCCAUUCGUUGAGGAAAGAUAUCGGAAGGCAGUGGAGGCCUGUGCUUUGAUCGAAGACUUUGCGAUUCUUGAAGACGGAGACGAAUCGGAGAUAGGUGAACGAGGUAUUACUCUAUCUGGAGGACAGAAAGCACGAGUUUCCCUUGCUCGUGCCAUAUAUUCGCGGGCAUCCGUCCUGGUCCUUGACGAUGUUCUCUCAGCAGUGGAUUCUCACACGGCGUUACAUUUGUACUACAAAUGUCUCAAAGGAGAGCUUGCACACGGCAGAACGAUUAUUCUUGCAUCCCAUCAUAUUCAGCUGUGCGCGCCUGGUGCGAAAUACGUUGUUGCACUUGACAAUGGUCGGAUUUCGUUUGCUGGAACCCCAGAAGAGUUUCAACAGUCGGGGGUAGCUGCAGGCUUGCUUCAGUCGGAGCAAUCUGAAAAUAAAGAGGGGAAUAGAAAAAGGAGCGAGCGGAGGACGAGCUCUGUGGGACCUUCAACGCCUAUGGCUGAUGGCAAGGACUUAGCGGUCGGCGCGACUGCUCAUACCAAAGUCUCUGCUUCGGAGGACGUAGAUACAGGGUCGGCAGAAAAGAAGGGACCUCGCAAGUUAGUAGAAGACGAGAAGCGUGCGGUUGGGCAUAUUGGCAAAGAAGUCUGGAAAGCGUAUUUCUGUUCCAUUGGAAAUUGGUCAUAUUGGAUUAUCUUUAUUCUUUCAUUCCUUCUUGCUGCCGCCAGUCCGAUAGCGGAAAACGGCUGGCUGAGCCAUUGGUCAGGUCUAGUGGAGAAGCAUCAGGAUUUUAAAGAUCCAAUGCACUAUAUUUCAAUUUAUGCUCUACUGGUGGACUUGACGUCAUUGCAAGGAUUGGUCUUUGCAACACUUCGAUGGUUCGUGCUAUACAGAGGAUCGAUCUUUGCAUCCAGGGCUCUGUACAAGAAACUUCUUGAGACAGUGUUGUUUGCGUCACUACGGUUUCAUGAUACUGUCUCUCGCGGUCGACUGCUCAACAGGUUUGAAAAAGACAUGGAAGUAAUUGACAGCUCGCUUCCUGACGACUUUGGAAAUACUCUUAUCUUUUUCACUACUGCCUGCGCAGCAAUCGCCACAAUAACCUAUGUCGGCGGACCGAGAUUCUUUGCCGCUACAUUAAUUCUUGGUGUCUUUUAUUACAAUGUUGCAAAGGUCUACGGGAAAUGUUGUCGUGAUUUGAGGAGACUUGACUCAGUCUCUCGCUCGCCAUUGUAUUCUAUCUAUAGUGAGACUAUAUCCGGCGUUCCGGUGUUACGUGCCUUUGGUGCUGGAUCCAAAUUCAUGCAUGACAUGCUUAACUGUGUGAACGCAAACGCCAAUCCAUACUUCUGGCUCUGGAAAGUAAACCGCUGGGUUUCUACACGCGUCAACCUUCUCAGCAGCGUUCUUGCGGGCGUGACCGGUGUCAUUGCUCUUGUGGACCCUUCCAUUGAUGCGAGCCUUGCAGGAUUUACCCUAGUGUUUGCCACGAAAGUUACACAGGAUUUGCAACGUUUCGUUCAGCUCGAGCAAUCCAUGGUUGCUGUGGAGCGAGUGAAAGAGUAUUCCGAUUUGCCCAAGGAGGGACCCGAAUUUAUAGCGCCUCGGCCUCCUGAGUCUUGGCCCUCAAAAGGGUCCGUGGACUGCAGAAACUUAGUGAUUCGAUAUGCGCCCGAUCUUCCUGCCGUCCUACAUAACCUAACCUUUAAGGUGCAUGCAGGCGAAAAAGUCGGCAUCCUUGGCCGCACAGGGAGUGGAAAGAGUACAUUAGCUCUGUCUUUCUUCCGUUUUGUGGAAGCAAGUGGAGGACGAAUUCUUGUGGAUGGAGUUGAUAUCGCAAAGAUUGGGUUGACAGAUCUUAGGAGCAAGUUGACUAUCAUCCCUCAGGAUCCAAUCAUUCUCAGUGGCACAUUACGCUCUACGCUGGAUGUUUUCGACGAAUAUAUGGAUGCAGAGAUUUUUGAAGCUUUGCGUCGCGUGCACUUAGUUCCGUCGACGCGCGAAACAGUGCUUCACGAGAUCAACGAGAAUAUCUUUUGCAACUUGGACACACCUGUAUCAGAAGGUGGAGAGAACUUCUCUGCUGGACAAAAGCAGUUAUUGUGUUUGGCGCGUGCAAUUCUUAAGCGCUCAAAACUACUCAUCAUGGACGAGGCUACGGCUAGCGUCGAUUAUGCUACCGACCGGCUUAUUGGGAGAACCAUAAGACAAGAGUUUGCCGACUCGACCAUGUUAACCAUUGCACAUCGGUUACGGACUGUUAUUGAUUACAGCCGCGUAAUGAUCCUAGAUCAAGGCCGCAUUGUGGAAUAUGAUCGUCCUGGAACCCUUUUAUCUGAUCCUUCGUCAUACUUCUAUUCUUUGUGCGAAGCAGAGGGCGAAGAGGAGUUUAACAUGUUGAAGAAGAUUGCCGGAGUCAUCUGA